Molecule: messenger RNA, 30857 nt
Organism: Porites lobata
Lineage: Eukaryota; Metazoa; Cnidaria; Anthozoa; Scleractinia; Poritidae
Source: the annotation of a GenBank genome assembly
AUCUUAUUUUUCCGAUUUCCUUUGAACGAAAAACGAUUAGCGGCUCGCUUUUCCUUGAGUUUUGCUCGUUAUUUAGGUCCGAUGUUUAGGAAGUCAUGCUCCUAGCAUGACUGCUUCGAAUCCCAUGCUUCAUGGCUCAGACUUGGACGAAUGCUGCUCGAAUGUGUUUGCACUGGUAAGCCAUAAUUCUUCGUUCGAUUUAUGAGGGUUCUAUUUUUGCCUGUCACAUGUUACAGUGUUUUGUGAGGUUGUAAGUCGCUCUAAAGGCGUGUGAAUAUUUAUUUGCCAAUUACUAGGAAGAUGCCUUGUUGCUUUAGUGCAAUUAGAUGAUCUAGAGUUAGGAAUCUGAGGUUAACGUAACGGAAAAAAAACAAUUCGCGGGUGUGUUGUAGAGUUAGUUGCAUGUCGUAAUGAACAUGUCCUCUAUUUAACAAACGGUGGAAUUAAUUCAUUCUAAAUAUUCUCCUUAAUUGCCUGCAGUACGUUGAAUUCCCUGCCUUGUGAGUGUUGCAUCGGAAAUGAUGAACCCUGCUUGGCUUAAAGCAAAAAAUGUGCACCAUUUCCAAGCUGACAAAUACUCAGGAAGCCGUAUACACGGCCCAUUCGAACUUGAAUUAGUUCGGUGGUAGUGGUUCUGAAGAGUAACAAGAUGAUUUUACAAACACAACAUGCUCUGGCGCUUUGCAUUCGUUUACACGAAUAAUUCAGGGAUUCCUUUUGUUUGUCUUCAAAGGGGAAUCGUUUCUGUUAGGAAGCGCUUCGUCGUGUGUAUACAAAACGAGGCAAGCGAUUAUCUCUUGCCGUCCGCUCGUCUGCUGACAUAUUUUUCGCGACAAUACGUGCAUGCUUGUGCGGAUUUGUUUCCCCAAGUCGUAAAUAAAUCUCUAAUGUGUAUGUAGUUUGCUCGAAGCUUAAAAAGUGUACUUUGCUUUUAAUGCCAUUUUUAUAGGUGGAUUGACGGAUUUCUUUAAUUCCCAACCGAAAUAUCCAAUGCUUAUAUGUAUUUUACCUGCAAAGCUUAGCCGUCGGGCAAUAUUUUUCCGUAAGAGGGCCGAUUUUAAGUAUUGUAUUUAAUUUCGUCGCAUGGAUAGCAAUUGUGCCAGAAGAUUGAUUUUACUAUACCGUGGCGAUAAGUAUCAUAGUAUCUAUUUUUCAUCAAGGUUAAAAUCAGCCAGAAAAUACCAGUGCACUGGGCUAUUUUCAUCAGUAACAUAUUUGUUGAUUGCGUUUUGCCGUCCGCGGUGUCAAAUUUGGAACCCUCUAACUCUUCAACGAGCAAAACCGACACUCUGAAUAAUUAAUCAGAUGACUGGGUUUUUAUUGAGAAAGAAUUGAUCUUUGCUUGUUUACUCCUUAGUAAAUGUACCAUGUAAGCAAAGCAACUACCUCAACGACACUUCCAAUUUGAUUAUCCGACUAUUUUCGCUCAUCGCCUAAUUCGAGGAUGAAACAUUUGUCACGGUUUUCCUCUUGUGCGUUAAUUAAUUUUUAUGCAAGGUGUACUGUAGAAUGAUAAUUAUGUGUAACUACAAAGGCGCAGUGUAGCCGGAAAUUUUACCCUUUUUAUCGUGUCUGAAGGGAUUAGAUGUUUGAAGCAACUUUCUUCAUCACGAAGGCUGUUGUUAUUUUCAAAGUGCAAUGAACAACGUCGUUGACACCAACUAAUUGUCAAGGGAUAGUAAGUUGUAAGGCUAACCCCUGAACCCGUGGUUUUGUUUAAGAGUUAGGGUUAUGACUGAAAUUUAUUUGUUCAAGAGUGUUCAGGCGGCCUGUUCUAAUUCCUUUCUAAUGAUUAUCACAGUAACUUGUAUCAAGUGAUUGUAUUUUUUUGGACAAAGAAAAAAGCUUCUAACAUGGCUGACAUGGAGUGUUAUAUAUUACGUAUUUGAGUAUUAACGUUAGUUCGAGCUUGCAUGUCAAAUAAUCUCUUAAAUUUGUCACCAUAUUAUAGUUACCAUAUACCAAAGGUGUACUUGGUAGAAAAUAUUUCAUUUUCUGGUGUAAGGAAAUUAAUUCACUAGACAAACAUGUUUAAAAUACUAUUGCCCAAAAAUAUAUAUUUUUUUACAGGUUGUAAUAUUUCUUAUAACAUUGGUUUAUCUUUGUACGUGAUGAUAAGUGUGUUUUUGUCAUUUAGAAUCUGGCAGAUUUAUGAUCAAGAGAUUUUUGAGGGUUUCACUUGUUUUAACUUCCUCAAACUGACUUGUUAGGACCGUAAAUAUUUCAGAGGGAAAUUCAAUGUCUUUCAGUUUUCCUACAUCAUUGUUGUUCUCGAUGUAUAGGGUAUACUUUCUAAUAAUUUCUUGACAAAGCUACACACAAGCUGAAGCAGAGAAAGUUCAUUCUAUUGAACACAAAUUUUUUGGUAGAUCCCAUGAAAGCGUUUUAUAUUGUGUGAUUAUUUUUAUCUGAUUUCAUGCAGUGCAUGUCAAAGUUUAAGUCCAAGAAUAAAUCCAUUUAAGCCACUGGCCAACUAUGAUGCAUCUGUCUUAUUCACUGAAUUUAUAUGUCAUGGAACUUGCCUUGGGCAAUCGUGAGAGUGGCAAGGCUUGACCAGUUUUUUUACUCUGUUGGAAGACAAAACAAAACAUUAAAGUGAUUUUGUUAAGAAGCCUUUUUUAAGUUGCAAGAUUUCUAAAAUUUAAAAUCAAAAUGAGAAAUUAUACUGUUUAAUAUGCUGAAAAUUAUCCUUCCUUAUGAAGGUACUGCUAAAGAGGUGUCCUUUGAAUAAUCUCACCAUGGGAUUUGUCUACAAACUCUGCAAGUUUCAAGUACAUAUCUUUAUAAUUGACUCCAGGAGUUGAAAGGUUAAUUAAAGCAUCCAUCCAUAUAGUGCUAUACAAUUGUGUUUGACUAGUAAGCUAGAAAACAGCAGAAUAAGUUUAAAAAAAUUGUUGUUGACCCCAGGAUGUUGUGCUUGUUGCAUUGUUCAAAUUCAUGCAGUGUCUAUUUUUACUCUCAUUCUGACAAUGCUUUUACAAACUUUCAGUCCUGAGUUUUCAGUUGUUUUGUCAUAUUGGGCAAUGCAGUAAUCGCUGUUAUCUACUACAGAAAUUGGUCUGUCAAAAUCUAAAGACUUAGACACAAGGUUAUAUCUUUAGUAGGCCAAUUAAUCUUGGCCUUGGAUACAUACCUGUGAUAUUAUGCGGUUGUGUGUGGGUGUUACAGUGCUGUCAAACUUGUCUUCCUGUUUAGAUGUUCCAUCCUUGUCUCUUAUUUUUACGUUUUAGUUUAACUAGGCUGCAAAGUGGUGUGUAAUUACAGUGUAAGGAGUCAGUGACUUUGUGGUGUUCUCUUUUGCAAAUUAAAUUGUGUGCUUUGCUAAAAGGUUAUCUAAACAGGACAAUAGAUUGGCAUACAGUGUAUUUGCAGAAGACCAUUUGGUAUUAUCAGCUUAACAUUACCUUAAAAUCCUGUCAUGCUGUUAAUGGAAUUAAACCUUUACUCUUUAAUACACAGUGUUGAAAUGUUAAUUUCUUGUCUCCUUGGCUGUUUAUAUAGCAUGUAGUUAGUAGAAUGUGCUUAUCUAAAGACAUUAAUUGAUCAAAUCUUUCAUUCUCUUUAUGCCAUGUAUGGUAAAGCAUUGAUGUUAAAAGUAUAAAUUUUGUAUGGAUCUCUACUUAAAGAGAGCUUACCUGUAAUGUUAUAUCCAGUUUUUCACCAAUGUUUAUUGAUGUGUGCAGAAACAUAACAAAGAUUUAAGUCCUAAGUCAUGUUUCAUCAUGUGAAUUGUCUCAUUUCUGGAAAUAGCUACUAAUUACGCAUAAAUAUAUGCCAUUGUAAAUGUUUUUAUCGUAUAGAUGUUUGUCGGGUGUUUAACAUUUUGCUAAAAAUACCUUUAAUGUAGCCUGGUAAAUAUGUCAACCACUUCCUGUAUUUUAUUGGGAAUUUGUUAUUCAUCUCUUAUUUUUUAUUUGCUCAGGUUGAUGUGAAAAUAUAGUUUGGAAACAAAUGUUUUGUUUAUUCUUUGAGUAGGUUUCUUGUUGGAAUAUUUCCCUUUUUUGGGGUAUUGUGUUUGGUCUGGAUUAGUAAGCGUGUCAAGUCACUCUCAUCUGAAGACGUCUUUGUCUUUUUUAUACAUGUAAAUUAUUGGUUUGUUUAUUUAAUCAGGGUUCUCCAGCAAGUUUAAAGUAGAAGGAGAAAAAGCAUAUGAUAGCCUGCAAGCAAGCUCUCUGAGGCACUACCUCCCUUUUCCCUCUCCGCCACAGCACCCCAGAGAGCUUGCUAGCAGGCUAACAUAGAUUGGUGGCAAAACCAGAACAUACAUAUAUUUCAUGCUAUGUAGCCACAUGUGGAAGUAGUUACAGAUUCCAGAGCCUCCUUUGGAAAACUUUUAAUUUGGGGGAUCCUGACUGGUGUGUUCCAGCACUUGGCCAACUAGGGAAAGAGUUUUAGCCAUGAGAAUGGAGCUUCUCUAUGGGUAGCUGUGGACAUUUUUUUUUUGUCCUGCAUUUUCCAUCAUAUCUUCAGUUCUUAAUGAAAUUGUGAUGCAUUCAGAAUUGUUUAACGCAAAAUGCUACUAGUGAACUUGAUGCUGACAAAUGAGAAAAUAAAAAAGUAAAAGGCUGAAACUCUGAAUGUGUAGUACACUUUUUGGCAGAUUUCUUUGCCUUCAUGGCACAACUAUUACUAACAAUGUAAAACUUGAUCGGAAUGCAAUGUGAUGGCCAUUUUUUGAGAUCAUUGUUUCCUCCAUAGCAGUGGCAGUGACUUCAGUUUCAUUGGAAAUUACCCAUAGAGAGUCUCACAGGGUUCGCACAGGUCAUGAAAAACCUAGGAAGUCAUGGAAUUUAAGAAUUUCAUUUUCAAAGUCCUGGAAAGUCAUGGAAUGUAAUUGCCGUUCCUUCAAGGUCACAGAAAAUAAAAUUUUUGUUUGGUAGACUGUAGUUACUGCAGAUGACAAAGCAGGGACAAUGUAAGAUAGAGAUCAAGGAUUAAUUAAACAGGGUGAAAUGCCCCCAUAUUGGUACAAAAGAACAUUCUGUGUAAAGUAUCAGACAAGGAACUAUAUUAACUUUUGCAAUGGUAGGCUUUGGGGGAUGGAAUGUCUGUUAAAUGUUCAUGGUGUACACUCUGGACAUUGUGCUGUUCUUUAGUGUACAUUUAGUAGAACUUCGAUAACUCAAUCUCAGGUAACUUGAAUUUCCUGCUAACUAAAACUAAUAUUCUUUUCCCUUGAUCAAAAAUUCACUGAAAUUUGCUGUGAUACCUUGAAUUCUACACGUAGUUCUUGCGACUCUACUUGGUUGCAUCCUAUUAGCUCUUCUUGUACAAGGUUAAAAACACUACAACUUGCACUGGUCAGUACUAAAGCAGUUUGAUUUUAAUUGGUGCAAUGAACAGACACAUUUUAUCAUAAAAAAAUGCCUGAUCGUGUUACUGUUUCCAAUGAAAUACCGUAAAAUUCUGAAAAUAUUCCCAGGGCUUAUAUUUUUCAAAGGCCCUUUUUGAAGGGCUUAUAUUCGGAGGGGCUUAUCUACGCAGGGAAGUUUGUAUUUCAAAAUCAAUUGGGCUAGCCUUAUACUUGGAAGUAAAUUUACCGUUUUUGCUUUGUUUUACUUUGUAUUUGAGGGCCAUUUUCCAAGUGCAAGCCCUCAGGGGACUUAUAUUUGGAGGGGCGAUUGAACAGAGGGUUUUUUUGCGUUACCAGUUUGGGGGGCCUAUAUUUGGAGGGGCUUAUACAAUGUACAUGGACGGGCUUAUUUUCGGAAUUUUAAAGUAUGUUAAAUUUGCACUGCACCAUACACUGAAGAGCUGAAAAAUCAGUAACUAUCGAUAAUUUUUAAUGUGCAAAAAUUGAAAUUGACCCUGUUAAUUUGAACCCUUGCUAACUCAAAUUGUUUUUCAUUUUCCUUCAAAGUUCAAGUUAGUGGGGUUGAACUCUACUUAUUUGUGUUAAAAAUUGAAAAGAGGUUGAUUGCUUAUUUAUGGGUGGGAUUUUGUGCUGUGGGGAAUUUAGUUAUAGCUCCAGGCUAGAGGCAAAAUUGCAAUUGAAGUUUGUUUUGUUAGUGGAUGAAAUUUAAAAAUUUAAACUUUUCAAGUAGCAUUUAACAAGCUUUUGUGUCUUUUAUUGCUUCUAUCUCAUCAUGUUGCCCAAUAAAUUUUGAUGUUUCUAUAAUUAUUUAACAUUUAACACAGUCAAUUUUCUUAAAGAAAACCCAAACUUCACAUUUGCAAAUGAUUUUUGUCUGGUCAUGAAGCAGGUGCAUUUUAUUGUGUCAACAAAAGUAAAAUGAGUAGGCAACUGACUCUUUAAUUGAACACAGACUUCAAAAAGAAAUUGAAAAUGCUGUGGAUAACUUCAUUUGGUUUUCUUUAUUGGUGAAUUGUUAUUUUUGUAGGGUAAACUGUUUACAGUAAUGUUUAUUUUUUAUUAUUUGCUCUCAAUGUGCCUUGACUUCACAAUGCAAGACUGAUUAAGUAUGGUUCUUUCUUGGCCCUUAAUUGGCUUUGACAUUUGGUCAGCAAGUCUGUUUGCUGCUUUCUUUGUUUUAGAGGUCAUCAGUAAAUCAUCUAUCUUGUUCAUAUCGUGACGUAUGUGUGUGAUCACGUCCUAUAACAUUAAUGUUUUCAUUUUCCCACAGUAAUACUGUAAAUGAAAAUUUAAGGCCUAAAGAUUUUAGAACCGACAUUCUAACUUUUCUGUUUGAGGACAAAAGAUCCUACAUUGUGAUCAUGCGAAUGUAACUUCUUCAGUGGUACUUUUGCCUUGUACCAUUUUUUUCAGUUUUUUUUUUUACGAAAUGAAUUUGGGGAUUUUUCUGGCGUAACAAUAACAUUUUUCGCUAUAGUUUGAGCUUUUGGGAAAUCAGGCAUUAUUCACAUGACCUGUGCUAAGCCAUAAGAUGAUAUUGAGACCUAAGUGACGUCUUAAAAAAAUCGCAAUAAAACGUCAACACCAAAGAGAAAACAUUUUGCUUGACUUGUGCUAUAAUGGAGCAUGUUGUGAAUAGUAUGCAUACCUGCUUUUAUUCAGUCAGUACCUCUGGAGAGUUAUCCUUAAUACCUAAUAUAACUUGUGAAGCCACUACAUUAUCUUCAACGCUUUAAGUGACCAACAUCACUUUUCUCCUAAUAAAAGUGAUAAAUAACCAAGAGAAAAGGUUUUAAGAAUAAAUAACAUGAUCACGUAAGGGUGCGGAUCUUUUAUCAAAUUUACUCAACCAAUUCGUUAACAGGUAUAUGAGAUCAGUCUGCAGAAUUUGUACAUAACAGUUGGGGCUAAAGGAGAAUAUUUUAUUAUAGUGAUGAUAAUUGUUUAAGCAUGUUCAAUGUAUGAGGUCUUGUUAAACUAACACUGAAUGUGAAUGUCGUUGUGUAUGGUCAUAUCAAGUAAUUACCCUAGCUAAAUCUUAACAUGAAGUUUAAAAAAGUACACAUACUUAGACACCUUUUUGUGGCUAAAGUAAUACCCCCUCCAUUACUAUCCAUCUUCUCAGCUGUCAUUAACUGCCAGUUGUAACUAUAUUGUGCGUGUUUGGGGGGUUAAAACAUUAAUUAUAUUUCCCAGAUGUUUUUGUUGUACAUCCACUUCCUUCCUAUUUAUUUUUAUAUACAUGUAGCUUGGUUUGGUUUUGGCUUAUUAUUUUACUCAUCUUACUACAGUGUAUGCAUUAAAUUGGAUUUUUCUUUGUUCAUUGAAUUUAUCACUGAUAUUUUAAAAUCUUGUCAUACCUUCCUAGGUGCAUGAAUUUGAUAUUGAUUUAGUACUGGUCAGGGUAAUAGAUCAAGCAAUCACAAAAAUAUGCACAAUUAGAUUAUCUUUGUUGAAUAUACAAAGUGGUUGAAGAGCAAACAUGCCUGAAUACAUGUUUUAUGAUAAAUUGUGUAAUAUUAAAAUGCCCUUGAUUUAGAGAUAACAUAAAUUAUUGAAUUAAAAAUCUCAUUCUCUUACAGCUAAUGAAUAUGUUCACAAAUUUCAUGAUGACAAUAAUAUUGGCUACAUUGUAGUGGGCCCGACUUUGAAAAAAAAUUUGUCUGCAGCAGCAUGUUCCAUUGUGAUAUCUGAGAUGAUUAUUACAUUUCCACCCUGUAAAUUUUAACUGUUACUUUUAUUUCACUUACAUUUUUCCAAAUUUCAAUCUUUCUUGACUAUUAUUUUGAGUAAUCUUUUUUAUAUGCAGUGUGUUUCCAUAUCAACUUGUCUCUACAUAUUAUACUUGUUGUUAACCUAGUUAUAUGUUAUAUUGUUAUGUUUUGUAUCUUGGCCUCAAAAAUGCUUUUUUUACUUAAAUCUGAUCCCAUAAGCAGUAAAACCACAGUUUAAAAACUAUUUUUAGUAUUUAUCAAAGUAAGCUUAGUAUGGGUUGUGAUUUAAUAAUAAAAUGUAUGUAAUUAGAAGAAACUGUCUGUAUUCGUGACAGAGUUUUGAGAGAACAUUAUUUGAGUUGAAGUGUAAAAAAGUUCUUUGACUAUAAGGGGUACUCUGUUUGGUAGAUAUUAAUAAGCAAAUAUUUUAAAGUAUAAGAACUCUUAUCAAUAAUUUUGUAUGAAGGUGCGUCAAAAGAAAAAAAAUAGUAAAAUAAAUAAAAUAAAAUAAACACUAAUUUUCAUCUUGGACCCAAUAGAUCCAAAAUCAAACAGUGUUAGGGGUUGAGAUCUACCGCCUGCAGGAUGUAUGGUACUUUGAAACACUGUCAGGCCUGGAUGGAUGAUUAUGAGACCCAUGAGGUGUCAUCACAUGACUGCAAGAGUUUAUCAAAACAUUUCAAGCUACACAAACUCUUUUUGCUCUUAAAACCGAAUUGUUUUGACUUUUGUUGUAUCUUAAUGUGUAUAUGAGCCGAAACCAAUUGUGGAAUUGCACGCAUUUUAGGCAUCCUAUUGAUGAACAGUUGCGACACGUAGAUAUAUUUUUUAGCAACUACUAUAAUUUGCAGUCUGUCUACUUUGAAUAUUUAUUAUCAUAAUGGGGCCCUCUUGGGGUGGGGGGGUGGGAGGUUGUGGCAGGUACAUUUGUUCCUGGUCUGAAUUUCAGAUAUGGUCAUUUCACAUUUUGAGGAGUAUGGCCAUGUCCCUGUUAAUAUUUAACUCAUACUAACAGGGCCUCCAUAAUAUGGUGCAACUGUAAAAGUUGUCAAUACAGUUUGACAGAUUCCGUGUGCUGAAACAGCAUUUUUUUUUUACUGACAGACUGAUUUAUGUGGCCUGAAGUGGCGGAAGUACAUAUACAAUGUUGCAUGCAGAGCCACCUUUGAAGAAGACCCUGUACUGAAGUCAUUCUCAUUGGCCCUUGGUCAUGACAUCUUGUGUGCAUGGCGAAGAAGUCCUUCGACAGGUUGUCAGUCAAGCAGUGAUCCUAACAGUAUCAGCAGUGCAAAAGAGUUGUGGGUGUUCUGGUUUGGUGAUGACCCUAAUCUUCAAGGGAUUGUUUCAGGAGAACUGAAAGGUGAAUUUUUUAUUUAUACCAAAGUUGGCCCAGACUCUAUGGACGUUCAUUGGACUUUGAUUUUUAUUAGAGAGGGAAUGAAAAUAAACAAAAUAUGUUCUAAAUUCCAUUUUUUGAAAAAAAAAUGAAAUAAAAAUGACUUUCCUUGUGUUACUGUCUGUCUGCUUGUCAAGCCAUUUGGAAGCUGUUUUAAUGCGUGUAAUGAUUUUGAGUUGUACUAACAUUGAGAAACUCAAAAUCUAAAACUUGAUAGAGCAGCUUCCAAAUGGCUCUAGAGGCGAACAGACAGUAAAACACACAACACAAACCGGUCUGUCAUUUCUAUUUGUUUUUUUUUUAAUAGUUCUAAGUUAGAAUGUAUUUUUUUUAUUUUCCUACAUUCUCUUAUAAAAUUCAAAGUCCAACAAACUCCCGUAGAGUCUGUGCCGCCCAUGUAUACAAAUCAACCACACAACAACAAGAGGUUCUUGGCAUGGAGAAGUGGCUGCAGUUUUCUCUUCCUUACCCCUCUCUACGAGAGGCAAGACUAACAUUUUAAGUGUCAUUUUUUUUUUUUUACAGAAUCAUGCCAUGGGUGCUGGGAAGAUGGCUUGCCACAUGAGCCAAGAUCUCUGCUAUUCAAAGCCUUACAUAACUUAUUAGAAAGGUAAAUGUUUCAUAAUCUGCCACAAAACGGUAGUAUACAAUUCAUUGUUGCUGCUAAAAUUUGAAGUAAAUGACCACAGAGUGCACUGAAAAACACAAGGCUGGUUACCAUUGAAUUGCGGAGAAAAAGUUCAGCAGCCUUGAGCCUUUGAGUUAUUUGUUUGAUGCUUCAAAAGUAACCUGUAUUCUGUAGUGAAAUUGUGUUAGUGAAGUAAGUACAGCUCAAUGUGUGAAAACUUUUUAGGUGUUUGCUGUCAAGAAAGUUUGUUCGCCUGGGAAAGUGGUUUACAAAGCCAUGUGAAAGCAGUUCAGUGGAAAAUUUCAGGUGAGGUGAUCCUUUUUUGAAAAAUUUUAGGCCUUUUCCACCUCGCUAUAAAUUCUUUUGCUCUAGCUUAACUGUAUGAUUUGUUCUAUUCUGUGAAAGAAUAUUUCUAACCUCUCUAUUACAUGUGAGGUAAUUUGGGGUUUAUAACACGAGAAGAGCAGUCCCAACUACAAGUGCAGAACAACCAACCCUUUUUGAAAUCUUUAAGUCCCUCAUAAUUUCUUUGGUACUAAUAAGGUUUAAAAAAUUAAUUUUAAUUUUUGGUGAUCAUCUCUUUAAUCUUCAUUAUUUAACUUUCUGUUUGGGCGUAAGUUGUCCAUAAAACAAGCCAGAUGAGGUGUAAGAAUGCCUGUAAAUGGCAUACCCUUGCAGUAAUAAAAUUUCUUCUCUAAGGCAGAUAGCAAUGUCGGUGACCCCUUUUCAUGAUGUGAUGUUAUACAUGUGUAGGUGUAAUGACUUAACAAUAUUUUCUUUUUUCCUCUCCAGCAGUCAGUUAUCUUUUUCAUUUUCAUUUUUUGUCCAUGGCGAGAGUUCUGUUUGUACUGCCGUUGAAAUCCAGCAGCAGCAACAAGUACGUCAUCUUAGACUAGAAGAUGUAGCUGUUGCUGCAACCAAGCAAGAAGGACUUCCAGGUAAUGUAAUCUGGUAAAAUCUGAGCUGCUUCAGUUGCGGAUUUAAACUCUGCACUGUGCUGCACUGCUUGGCUUACAAGUUACCUUGUUGAAGCAUGUAUACACGAGAUAAAUACAAAUAAUAAUAUGAGGGUACCAUAAAUGAUCUAUUAGAAGCCUGUGGUAUUUAUUUGAUUUUAGGGGUCCAAGAGGGGUGGUUGUUUAACCCUCUGAACCCUGAGAUGAAAAUUUGAAUUCCCAUUUGUUGCCCCCGGUCCAGUCAUUUCCUACACAAGUACUGGGGAGAAGUUGAUAAAAUAACAAGCAAAUUCAUCUUGUGUGAUCACGUCUGUGAUUGAAAGCAUUGAUGUUACAAGGAAAAAUUUGUUCCUGAUCACUCUUAUGGCAAUAAUAAAUUAAUAAAUAAAUAAUAAAUUAAUAAAUUAAUUAAUUACUUUAAUAAAUUACUAUUAUAUUAAUAAAUUAAUAAAUUAAUUAAUUAAUGGAGGCCUUUAAAAGAGAAGUACUAUUGUCUUGAGGCUUGUUAGAAGGACUUUCCUUUUGUGCCAUUUAUUUAAUUUUGGCCUUUUAGCUAAAUGAAAUUUGGGAUUGGCUUAAAUUUUGACUUUGGCAAUUACUUUCAGUAUUGUUAGGUCCUUAUGGACUGUCUGGAUUUCUCACUGGUCAAACAAGCCUCUUGGAUGAUGCAGUUUCAGUAAAACUUAUUGAGGAAUGGAAGAAAUUUUAUCCCAUUGACUUCAGUAAUGAUUGGAGUGAGAUGACAAACCAGUGUUUUGAUAAGGGGGUCCCUGCCGCUGUUAUGGUUGUUGUAGGGGAGACUCAGAUGUGGUAUCCAUCCACUUAUGUUGUGAUACCAUGCACAGAGAAUGAAAGAACUGGAGGUGAGUUUAGUUUGACUUACCAUUGUUAAUCCCUUUAUCUCUUUCAUUUCUUAUAGUUUUUAGUGGCCCCAAGGAAAAAAUCACCAAAAAGAUAAAAUUUAAUAUUCAUUUUGAAAAAUCCUAAGAAAAAAAUGUGCGGCCCGGUCAAAAAGGUUUCAUUUAAAUGGCAAAUGAAUAUCAUAAGAUUCCAUCCACAGAUGUAAAGGUUAGAGUAACUAAUAAUCUCCUCAUAAUGUGGUCUAGGAGUGAAAGGGUUAAAGUCAAGACGAUAGUAAUCUCUAAUCUGAUUGCUAGCAUUAUGUGCCAUAACUUGUUAGUAAGGGUGUCUGAGUUAUUGGGGGUGACAAUAGGAGCCCGCAAUCCUAAUCUCAAGGUUGUUAUUACGCAUGUGCCGCAUGUAUGAUGUAGCGGGCAUUUGUUUGGAUCUCCUUUAAGAAUGAAUGGAAUGCACAGAAUGCAAUAUGAUCACUCGUAAUCUGAUCAAGCAUGUUUUGACUAUCUGUCACGUGAAACUUACAUGUACGUAAAGCACAUCAAUGGAGCUAAAUCGUUUUGACCUUCGAUUGUUGUUGUUGUUGUCACUCCGUAACCUUUGGUUAUUAAUACUCGUAAGUAAUACUAACAAAAAUAAACUAGGUUGCCAUGGCACAGCUCCUUUAACCCCUGAAGUCCCAAGAGUGACCAAUAUUAAUUUUCUCUUAACAAUAUCUUUACAUAAUCAAGAGUAGGUUAUGAGAAUUAAUAAAAUGAUCACCAUAAAGGGAAAUGUGUUGAUCUUAAAACAAAUUCUUUCAACAUAAUUCUUCAAGGAAUGUAUAGAUAUCUGUGUAGAGAAUUUUUUUGUGGAUAUUGGGGCUUGAAGGGUUCAAUAACUGAUUUUCUUCUGGAUUUUCUGGAUUUUGUGGUGUAUCAAAACUCAACAAAACUCAAUUCAUUAAUCUUCCACACAAUUCAUAUUAAUCUGCGACGCAAGUAAUACAGUAAAAACCCGCAACUAAGAACCUACAUUUUUAGGAGUUAGCCUAAACAGGUUCUUAUAUAAAUGCUAGUUAGCAGUAUUUUAGGCUAUUUAGGUUCUUAAAAUGGGUUCUUAAUCCUGGAGAAAAAGUAGUUAGUAUGCUUUGUAAGUCUACAUAUCUUGCACUCAUUUUUCUUUAAAAAACAUUUUUACAACAAUGGCAAUCUGCUUUUUUUGCUUCAAAUAUGAUUCUUGCAAUGCAGCUGUAAUGUACUAGUAUGAUUUUAGAAAAUAUAAAGAACCUGUUUUAAAUUUCUUAGGCUAAAUAGGUUCUUGUUUAUAGGGGAUAUAAAUGACCAAUUUUAGGCUAACAGGUUCUUAAUUUUUAGGUUCUUAGUUGCGGGUUUUUACUGUAGUUCAUGAAUUUUGUGUUGUAUAACAUGUAACCUUCACAGUUAUUUCUUUACUACUUGUAACUACUUUCCUCUUCCUAAUUCUAGUGUUUAACUUUUUAACCUGUGACCUUUAACCAUCUGCAGAAGGGCCUGUUUUGCCCAGAACAGAUUCAGCGACCACCUCUGGUCCAACAUCACUAACCCCACCAGCAUCACCUAUUGAUUCCAACACUACAGAUGUUGUUACAGGUUCAGCAAAUUUGCCACCAGCACCCAAGGUUACAUUACCUACUGUCACUGACAAGAAGAAGUUGACACACUCAUUGGUGCAAGAAGUUUGGCAGGAGAUCACUAUUACCAAACCUGCAGUGAGGUAAGUAACAUGUUAUAUGUAAAGAAGAUCAUCACAGUUAUAAACACAACUUUUGCAGCUGCUAAAAGAAGCCUGAAAAGGUUCAGGCUUGUUUUGGAUUCGCACCCUGACUUUUGCGUUACCAUUGCAGUGCUCCAGACACAAAGGUCGAAGGUUUGAAUCCCAUUACUAGUCAAGCCAGAAUUUUUUUCAGUUUGGAUUAUUUUGGAGUCUUCUUGGAUGAAAUCUGUAAAUGAGAACAUACCAGUCAUUUCUCUUCUGUGGAAGUGUAUAUUAUACCUUUACUUAGACUAUUGCAUAAUUAUUCCUUUUUUUGGAGGAGGUGGCAGGGGGGAGUGGAGGGGGAUUGGUUUAUUGUAGAGUUGUUUUAAAUUGUGCUGCGCAGGUGUGAGGGAAUUUUAAUUUGAUGUUUGUUAUUAUUGUUUAACUGUAGUUUGUUAUUGAGGUCCUGAACUGAGAGCCUUUUUCAUUUGUCUUUAUGAAGACUAGCAUUGAUUUUUUUUUGCAGUAAAAGCUCCUCGCAGAACUCAAUAUCGAGGUUAACUACAUUUAUAAAGACAGAGAGUUUAAAUGAUGUGACAUCAGUGGGCCAGUGGGAUUUUGAGGAGCCAUUUAAGCGCACCUCGUGUUCCUGUACAUCAAGUAGUAAUAUUAGCAGGUAAGGCUGACUUAAAAGGGGUUCCAGAGUAUUUUCGGCAAAGUAGCAGGGCUCAAAAAAGUUCCAUCUGGAAAUAUGGGACAGGUAACUUUUAAAGCUUUACUUGCCCAAUAGACAAAGGUUCAGGGAAGUCAUCCUCUAGCAAAAUCAUUAACUAAGGCAAGCCAAAUGUAAGAGCUGCAUGCCCAAGGACAAGCUGGAAUUCAAGUCUUUUUUUUUAGCCCUAUGUAGUGUCAGAAAGAAAGAACUGAUAAACAUUUAGUUCUAUAUUAAUCAUAAACAUUAGGAAUUAGUGAAAGGAUGCAUCAAGUUGAUGGUGUAAAAGAGAAAAUGAUUUCCUUUCUUUGCGUGAUUCCCGAUAGGCCCAAGGCUCCAACGCAAGUGCGUCCAUCAUUUGGUAUAACAAGGCCAAUACCGUCGCCGAGUUAUCCGAUACCUUCACCUCAACAACAACACCAGAUAUCACAGCAAACGCAGAGCACUGCAAAGUUAAAGAAAGAGAAGAAAAAGCCUCUGGUGCCAUUUCACCAUCGACCAAGCAUCAGUAAGGACAGACCAGAAGCUGUGAAAAGUCACGUGGGAGCUAUGACAAAGGGUUUGCCUACCGCAAAUUCCCUGACAAGUGUCACUCAAAUGCGGCAUUCUGAUGUUGCUCUUGCUCAUAAUGCAAAGAAUACAACUGGCGCAGUCGCGCACAAGAACAGUACAUUGGAUACAAAAACCAAUGCUAAACCAUCACAGCAUUCUUCCUCAUUGUUGAGAGUGAACUCUUCAAGGUUACCAUCAUCAACUUGUGAGAAAGUUUCAGAAAUGCUGGUCAAAUCUGAAGAAUCAUGUGCAGAUAAUUUUGUGAGCAAUAUAGACUCUGAUAAAAAGGAUGAUGAUGAGCAAAGUUGUUAUGUCCUGCCUGUGGAGAGUGUUUUCAGUGUCCCUGUGCUACCCUCUGACCCUCUUGACUGCAGACCACUUGGUGCACUUGGUGAUCAAGUGAUCACAGAUGAGGUUUUCUCACCUUCUCCUCUGGAUGCACCAAUGUCUCUGUGGGAAAGGUAAGUUGAUCUUGUAACUCUCCAUUUGGAUCUUCAAUUAAUGUACUGUUUGUGUUCCCCUUACCUCCCCUUAAUUAAGCUGGAAUGGACUCAUCCCUUAAAUAUUUGUUAGGAUCCUUUUAGAGAGAAAACUUGGGAGGUUGAGUUUCUAAUGGUUCCUUCAGAAUCAGAAUGUGUCCACGUUUUGGCAGCUACUUUAAGUAGGGAAAUAAUCCAAGACCUGUGGGCAAAACUUGCCUUCUUUAAGAGGAUGUGGUUUAGAAUACAAGUCCCUAACUUGGCCAGUAGUGAAUGAAUUCUGGACUUGAGAACGAUGAGAACACCUUUCUUGUCUUAUCCAAGAGUCAACUGACAUUUUGCUGAGUUAACUACAUAAUUGUAAAAAGUAGCAAAGAGUUACACUUAAAUGCACUGCAUACAAAAAUACUGAAGUCUUGGGAUAUUUGAGAAGGUCAGUUAAGGCCAAUUUAGACGGUACGAUUUUUGCUUACGGCUAUCGUGCGUGACUAGCAUACGUCAUGACUUUCGACUAUCCACACGUGCUCAAUUUACAUUACGACACGAUCUGUCGUUAAGUCGUGAAGCUCUCUAGUCGCUCACGAUAGUCGUAAGCAAAUAUCGUGCCGUCUAAAUCGGCCUUUAGAGAUACUCCAUUUUUGACACAUACUCCAUUUCUGUCAUUUUACUCAGCCAAUAGAAAAUAACCGUUCUUAUUUUCAAAAUUGUAAUAGUGGUAAAAGACCCUCUACAGAUGCUGGUUUGGAGUCUGUGUUUUCACCUGCGAAGAGAAGACGGGAAUCAUCAUCUGGAAGAUCUCGUUCAGAUAGUACUGGUACAGGACGGCCCAAGGGACGUAGGAAUAGUUCUCAACCUUCACCUGCAACCACGCCGCUUUCUGAUCCUUUUACUCCACAGCCUGAGGAUCCUGAUAUUGAAAUGAUACAGCCAACCAUAAAAUCACCAACACAGGGAAGGCCUCCUUCAAAUAAGCCCCGCCGGAGAAGCAGCAAUGCAGCUGCUGAUAGUCCGUCUGUUCCUCCACCAGCAGAAGUCAGUAAACCUCCCUCGCGCGUGAAAAAUCGACGACCAAGCUCCCGGAAAAAGCAACAGGAGGAAAAGGAAAAGCUGGCUAAAGGAGUGGAGGAAGUAAAGCCACACCCACAAAAGACUGAGAAAGGAUUUUAUCCCAGUUUCUCAUCUUCUGAUGAUGAACAUGAACCAGCUCCACGGUCAUCAAAUUUAAUGACAGAACAAGAUCUUGCGGUGACGCUAAAUGACCUUGAUAAAUUGUUUGACAGUGAUGAAGAAGAGGAUGAGUUGGGGCAAUCCAAAUCUAUGAAGAUGGAAUUUGCUUGUCAUCAGAUUAAUACCUUUGAUUCAAUCACAAACAUCAACACUCACCACACUAUUAUGAAUUCUGGUGUGGUAGCCCAACAGGAUUUGGCACGAAUGUUUCCUACUCCUCCCUCUCUAGAGACAGUGUCGCAUUCUCCCCCUUGCCCUGUUGGUAAUGAUUACAUUAGUCCUGGGAGUGUCAAGGCCACAGUGCACAGUGCAAUGCUGUCUCCGGAGUCACAGCAUUUGAUGAGCUUUACGGGACUGGAUGUGGAACAAGACAAGCAGCAUAGUCCAGUGGUUUGUAUAGCUGAUUGUUCAGGUAGUUCCUGUAGAUAACAAGACACAUUCUCGCAAACAGAACUUAAUCCACCACAUGAUGGUGGGAGGUCGGUGGGGCUGGGGGUAUUACUUUUUCUCUGAUGGCUCAGGAUGGUUAAUUGGAAUACCCAAAAAGUACCAUGCAGUUUUGUGCUCUGUUUGCACCGUUGUGCUAUAAGAAAUUCUGUCUCGUGUCUCUCUUCACGUCAAUGUGUGCUAUAAACUUCAGGUUUCCUUUCCACCCUUUUAUAAUUUUUCUGCCCAUUUACACUGUCUGUGCACGUUUUUACCUUUAAACAUCGUUAUUGUUUUAAUUGUGUGAUCAGACACCUUCUCCUUCGUUUUUUAUUCAAGCAAGUCCAUUAAGUAUCUUAUGUUCCUUUCAUAUUCUAGGAACUCGGUCCUGUCUUUGAUAUUCCAAAAUAUCAAGACUUCCCUGUUUCCUUCUCCUUUGAAGCUGUGACAGUUUUGCCCAGCCACAAGGCUCUUCCCUCAGCAAUAAUGCAGUAUACACCUAGUUGGCAGGUAGGGUUGUUUUUGGAGCUCACAAUCGUUUAAUACUUGGGUUUUUGAUUGUCUUAAUAAUAGUUUUCACCCAAAUCAACAUCAUUAUUAUUAUUAUUGUUGGUAUUAUUAUGCGCAUAAAACAACAAUUAAAAAAGCCGGUCUAAACUGGAAAGAAAACCAUUUGCUUUCAGAACUUACAAUUUUUGUAAUUUUUUUCUGUCCUCAGCAUUCCUGAAUUUAUUAUGUUUUGUUAUUCUAAAUGCUGUUGAUGUGAACUUUUUAACUGUAACCAUAUACCGUAAAAUUCCUAAAAUAAGCCCCGGGGCUUAUAUUUUUCAAAGGCCCUUUCUGAGCCGGGGCUUAUAUUCGGAGGCGCUUAUCUAUGGAGGGAAAUUUGCGUUUCAAAAUCAAUUGGGCUAGCCUUAUAGUUGGAAGUAAAUUGACCGUUUUUGCUUUGUUUUACUUUGUAUUUGAGGGAAAUUUUCCAAGUACAAGCCCCCACGCGGGGCGAUUUAACGUAGGGUUUUUUGCGUUACCGGCUUGGGGGGCUUAUAUUUGGAAGGGCUUAUACUUGGAGGUGCUUAUUUUCGGAAUUUUACAGUACUUAUUUAAUAAGAGUUGUAGCUUUCAAGGCUGUGCUGUUAUAGUACAGACCUGGCUUUAUUUAAAACAGUAGGUUGAACUACUGGAAAUGCCACAGAGACUGAUGUGGAAGAUUGCAAUGAGGCUUUCUGUUCAAUUAUUUUUUUUGAGAUUUUAUUUUCAUUUCAGAGUCUUAACCUUUUGUUUUGUCUCAUUUAAAGCAGACAUCACAGAAAUCUUGGCCCUUGUCAGUCACUAAAGUAGAGAGGUCAGUAGGUCUUGCAGAUGUUUCAAGUUUUGUUCUCCUCCAAGUUUUUCAGUCAAUAUUACCAGUAUUUAACACUAACAGUGACAGCUGUCUAAUGUGUUCUCUUUUCUUUUUUUCAGUAGUGCUGAUGCUCUUAAUGGCGAUGUUGCUGUUGCCACUUCUUCUCCGGCAGUGGGGUACACAUAUAACCAUCCUCCAAGUGUAAGCAGUGACGUCAAGCACUUAACAUCUGCAGCAAUGUCACCUGCUUCUCCAGCUUCUUCAGUGUCGUCGUUCUCUAUGCCCUCACAAUUUCCAAAAGCUUUUCAAGGAAGCAACUUUGUUGUGAAACCCUUGUUUCAAACUCCUCUUCCAGAAGUAAAUUCUUUAUCAAGGGUUCUGACUCUAUCUGACUCUUGGUUGAACUACUUUAGUGACAAGAGUUAUGACAAUGUGAGCCUGUGUUCGUGUUGCAAGUCCUCAGAAGGUUCAAGGACUAAGGGAAUAAUAACAAAAAGCAAAGACUUUGAGAGAUGUGUUUGUGGAUUUGGUCCUCUGGAGAGAAUGAAAUUCACUUCUGGAACAGGGUUGUUCCCAGAUGACAUUUGUGAAGUACCUUCAGUAAAUUUAAUACCAGCCAAAAAGGAUGUAAUUGUAAAGCUCGAAGUUAAAGCACAAGAGUGUAAAAAACCUCUUACUGUAAGAAGACAAGGAUCAACAACAACUAUUUUACCAUCGCAAAUUCCUUUCAGCUUACUGGAAGAGAUUGUGAGUCAGUGUUCAUCACCAUUUUCUUGUUCAAACCUGAAAUUUCAACUAAUGUAUAAAAGCCAGGGUAUUGUGAAGCAUGUUUCUGGUAUGGCAGCACAAAAUAAAGGUAAGUUUCCCCCUAUAUGUUGAAGUUGAUAGUGAUAAUAAUAAUAGAGGAUAUUACAUAGCCAAGCGGAGAUACAAAAUUUCCUUUUGAGUGUUGAUUAUUAUUCCACCAGUGAGCGCAGCAAACUCAGGGUGUUCACUAGGUGCCGGAGACCGGAGAAUUCUCCGCUUACUAUGCAGAAUUCUCCAGCUAACGUUCGGUAGCCUAUGACAAAAUCUAUUCAGACAGGGGGACUCCUUGAAAAUAUUCUCCUGUAAUGUUACACCUUUCUCCUGCUACUAGAAGUCUUUAUGAAAACUCUGAAACUAGUGAAAUUUUUUUUUUCAACACCAGAAGGGAAAUUAUGUAUCUCCAAGUAACCAUGUAAUGUCCUAUUUAUUAUACAAACAUCAAUGAUACCAAAUAAUACCAAACCAUUUCACUUUUAAAGUUUUUUGGUGCGAUUUAUUAUGUAGCCUUAGCAAGGGUGAUCACAUGAGGAUAACAUGUUAUUUAUUAAACUCUCCUGUAGAGUAAUUUUUCAAACUUGAAAGGAAGUGUUUCUUCCAUUGUCCAGACAUUGAGAAGUUAAAAAAAAACUACAGCAGAAUUUUGACUUGUAUAAAGCUUCCAACUUAGAGUUAUCCACUUAUUUCUCCUUCCAUCUUUGGAGAGCCAAAAUUAGCUAAGCGGAAUGAAAUAAUUAGUGGUGACCUCAUUACAGCCAACAGGCAAUAUGGUCAUGAAGAACGGGAGAGCUCCUUAAGACACUGAUUCAUACCAAAUACCUCCUUGAGUCUGGAACUGGUUUGUUAAGUGAUUAGUGGCUUUCCCAUUCUUUUGGUAAACAUCUUUGCUGUUAAAUUUGCCAUCCUGGUGAAAUAUUUUUAUUAGAUGCACCUCGGUUCCUGAGGAUGACCUCCUUCAUGAUUUUUCAAAAUGCUGAAAUGUGUAUUAUUUUUCUUCAAAGAGCAGUGGCAAAGCUUUCUCUUAAAAGUAAUAUAUGUUUUAUAUUAAUUUAACCUUAGAUCAAUAUGCAUAUGCAUUAUUUUUUUCCUUAGUGUUCUCCACUCAUUUUGUAAAGUUCUAAUGAGAAAAAGUUAUGUACCAAUCAAGCAUUAUCUUUAUCUUUGGUGACCAGUGUUCCUUUAAUUAUUUUGUCAUGAUGAGGAAAUAUUUCAUUCUUGACAUGAUUUUUAUACCAUCUUUGUUAUAGCGCUUGUUCAUUACUGACAAGAUUUUUUUUCAAAGGCUCAGCAGAGAGUGGCUAUCUAAAGAGCAUUCCCCCACCUUCAGCAGUCAGUGCUCUCAACUGUCUUCGUCAGCUCAUGCAAGAUGCCCUUCAAAAAUCAACAAGCAGAAAAACAUGGGAGCAGCCUCAUGGAACAGUUGUACAAGGACCCUUGUCUUGGAAACAACUUCAUCAUCUGGCAACUAAAGGUCAGUUUUAACACUGAAAAUUAGGGCAGUAUACAGUCAACUGCCUUUAUUGCAGACACUGUAGGGACUUACAGGUAGUGUCCUCGUUAGCUAGAGUCCAUAAUAGUAGUAGUUUAUUUCAGUCAAAUGUCUCGGGGAUUUAGCUGCUGUUUAUUUCAUCGAGGUGUCCAUUAUAGCAGGGUGUUGGCAAGGCCAGAGUUGACUGUAUAAAGUUCUCACACACAACUAGCAGCCAAGUCAAGCCAAACCACGCAGCCUAUUAACCUUUAUUACAACAAAACGUCACAAUAGACAAGUACAACAGUGAAAAAGUUCCCUAGAUUGCAUGCCAUGACAAAACAAAAGGUAAAAACUGAACAACUAACUACUGCAAUGAAAACUCCUGGGGAACAAAAGCUCACAAUGAAGGAGACACUUAAAUGUCCUCAAGAGGGAAUCACUAAAACUAUACCCAGCUUGAGGGGUGGGUGGGGAUUAGGCCAGGCAAUAACUAACAGCAACAAGAAAACUGUUACCUUACAGCCAACAUUGCAACUAGACCACCCCCCCCCCCCCCUGCACACUAUUACCCAGACACCCAGUUGUGUGUGAGAAAAACAAUUUCUGCUUCUUUUGUUCCUGCAUGGCCCUCGAUCCUUCCCUCACUUUGCUGGCCACUACUUAUCUUUCACCUACUGUACUUGGCUCAACUCUCGUACAUUGGAUUCUGCACUUACCUACCCUUGUCAUUUUCACAUUACUUUGAUUCUAUAAUAAUUAUACCUUGUUCUUUACCCCUCAGGUAAUGAGGAAAUGCCACGUUCACAGCCUAUUCCUUCUGUGACAGUGGGAUACAGUGGGGAUUGGAUGUCACUGUCUCCAAUUGCUCUGCAAUUUUGGGUAACUAAGAAUUAAAUUUAAAGCAAGCAGCAAUUAAAUGUGGUAAAUUUGAUCAGGCAACUUCGCUAUUAGCCUGAAAAACAGCUGACAUUUUGCGAUGCCAACAGCUAGAUUACCUUCAAAAUUAUGUGUGAGAAAUGAGCACAGAAAAUUCUGAACUUAUGAUGCAUCACUACCUAGAUCUGGAUAGUGCUUCUGAUUGGUCAUGCUGCAUGGGGAAUUUGCGUCAGCUAAUUAAUCAAAAGCACUACACAGAUCUGGGUAGUGAUAGUCAUCAGUAUGGAAUUUUUGCACUCGGGGGGGAAACCAGUGGUGGCCACACGAAAUGUUGGCUCUUUUCUCAGGCUGCCUCUUUACUAUACAUUCUUAAAAAAAUGUUAUAGGACUCUGUUGUGUUGAAAACAUUGAGCAUUUGCUAUUAUUGUUUAUGAUACACUGAUUGUUGUUUCUUUUUAUCACAGGAGAAGUUGUUGCUUGAACCUUACUCGUGUCAGCGUGAUGUGGCAUACAUUGUUGUGGCACCAGAAAAUGAUUUGGUGUUGAAUAAUGUAAAGAUGUUCUUCAAAGAGUUCAGUGCAGUUUAUGAGGUAUGGAUGAGUGAAAAUGAUUUUAAUAUUUUGUAUACUGUUCGGUCAGCACAAGUGUUUUUCAAACAUUGUGCUGACAAACAAGAUUAAAAUUCUGUUCAUUUCCAGUUUAUCUGCCAGUGUAGGUGUUGGCUAAAGAAACCUCUCCAGGUAGUCAAGUGUUUUGUAGUACAGUCCACCCCCACUUUAUGGACACCCGCUUAAUACGGACACUUCAUUAUUACGGACCGUUUCCCUUGUCCUUGGGGAAAGAAAGCCCUCACAUUUUCUCCAUUUAUUCAACCUGCUUAAUAUGGACACGCCAUUAACACAGCUGCUUUCUGUGGCCCCCUCAGUGUCCGUAUUAAUGAGGUUUGACUGUAACAAAACUGUCCUUUCUGUCUUUUCUUGUUUGUUUUGUAGACUUGUCGACUUGGACAGCAUGUUGCCAUCACUAAGGUGCUCAGAGAUGGGAUUCUGCGAAUUGGGCAAAAGUCAUUGAAACUUGUAAAAGAACAUGUUGAUGAGUGGUUCACCAAUCAAAGUAAUUUUUAAUUUUGUUGUUGUUGUUGUUGUUGUGUGUAUUAAAAAUUCCAGAAAAGUUAUAUAAUAGUAAUACAGUAAACACUCUCAAAGAUAAGCAGUGCUGGAAAUGAUUGUAGAAUGGUACAGACCAACUCUCUGUGUACAUUUGGGCAAGGUGUCCGUCUCACAGAAGGGCAAGAGAGUCAACUGUAAUCUAACUAAAUGUACAUGUGAGCAAACUAACUUUGUGUUUUCAUGUAUUUUAGGUGGUUCACCUGAUGGAGCAAAGCUUAAACUCUACGCUCAAGCUUUUAAACAUCAUUUGGGUGAGUUAAGGGAUAAGGAUUGCAUGAUAAUGGGUCUCCAGAAAGUUGUAUUCCGACUUCCUGGCCCCAGUUGUUCAAAAGAUAAAGAGCACUAUCCACUGGAUAAAUCAAUAUCCAGUUGAUAGCAUUAUUGGUUUUUCAUAAUACUUAAUAUCCAUUGGAUAACGAUUUAUCCGUUAGAAGCCCUAUCCAGCUUUUGAAAAACUGAGGCAUGAUGUAUGCAACAGUAGUUGCUGCCAUCGUGGAUGACAAAUUACAGAUCAAAACUAAUGUAUCAACCCUUUAAACCCUAAGAUCAAAAUUUGAAUUCUCAUUUGUUGCCCCUAUUCAUUUCCUGCAGAAGUAAUGGGGAGAAGUUGAUAAAAUAUCAGGCAAAUAUAUCUUGUGUGAUCAUGUCUGUAAUUCUCAUGACCACUCUGUUUUACAAAGUAUUGAUAUUACAAGGAGAAAUUUGAUGCCGAUCACUCUUAGGGCUAAAAGGGUUAAAUGGCUGAUAAUAAAUACUGACAGUUUUUAAUUGAGUUGAUGCAAUGAAUCGAAUAUUACUGGUAAAAGGAGGUAGUCACUUUGACCAUUUUGAUAUUGAACGUGUUCACAUAACUGAUGCUAUUUAUUUUGUUUAGGACCAUACCUUGCUUCCUUGAAUCUGGACAAACUAAUACUGGACUCAGAAAAGGAAAACAAACCAGAGGAUAAGAUAUCAUCCAAGUUUGGGAUGGACAGCACAGAAAGACUAGGAGCGGACGGUGGAAACAGAAAUGCAGGAAUCAGGUUUGUCUAUAAUUUUUAUUUUAUUUUCUUCCAUUAUGUUCUGUCCCUGGCAUGAAAGUGCAAAAAUGAUCAGUUUGAGUUUUUUUCCUUUUAAAUAGUGCAGUGAACUAAAUUCUUAGUUGGACCCCCCCACCCCCUGCCUGGGUGUGGAUUUCAUUUAAGAAAUGUAUGGGGAGUAGCUUUUACCCUCAUUCUCAUUAUGCACUAAUCGAUUCGUUGGUCCAAAAAAAAUCUUGGUGCAAAUUCUUAAAUCAGGCAUUGGCAACAUGUGAAAACCCUGCACUUACAAGGAGUCAAUUAGGUACAGAGAAUUAAGUGAAAUUCAGUUGGAACCCUUCAGUCACUAGUCUGAUUUAAAUCUCUAUACUGAAAACAUAAGUUCACCAUAAAUCCCCUAUUUUUUUGGAUGAGUGGGGAGUUAGUGCCAGGGUAUAAAUGGAUAAAGGAAUGGAUGAAUCACUUAUGCAUGCAUUUCAGUGUUUUUUCUUGUCAUUGUUGUUUCAGCUCCUCAUGAUUUGUUCUUGUCAUUUUAGUUUGGGAACUCCAACUUCCGAGCAAGCACCAUCGGCAUUUGGAGAUGAUGAUAACGAGCACAACAGUAAUGAGCCACCAACUGUUGUUGUUUACAUUGUCAAUCCGUUCACCACUAACUCAAGAGAUGAGAAUGUCCCUUCCUCUGUAGGGCUUCUGCGGUGCAUUGCUGAGAUUGCACCCGACCUUGCAGAAAGCAAAAAGAAUGUCAUCUUUCAGGUAUAAAAUUUUGCCCUUCUGCCCAGAAUUAGCCUGAGAGAAAAGCCGACAUUUUGAGAUGCCACCACUGGUUUCCCUGUGAAAUUAUUUCUCAGAAAAAGCACAGAAAUGCCUCACUGAUGACAUGUCUCUACCUAGAUCUGGCUAGUGCUUCUGAUUGAUUGAAGCACCUUUUUAGCCAAUCAGAUGCUCUACCCAGAUCUGGGUAGUGUCGUGUCAUCAGUAUGGAAUUUCUGCGCUUGUUUGUCAGACGUCAUUUUGCGGGGGAACCCGCAGUGGUGUUGCAAAAUGUUAGCUGUUUUCUCAGGUUAGCCCAGAAUUUACUUUUUACACUGUGUCUCCGGUAUGUCCACCUAAACUCUGGCCAACUGUAUGAAUGUUUUGUUGAAAGGUGAUGAUUUGUGGCAUAUACCUUUGACUGUUAUAGGUCACUAAGUUAAGUAAAAAAAUGAGGGCACCUGGGUGUUUUUAAUAAGGCCCUCAGUGAAUCCUGCUCUGAUUUUUCUUUCCCCCUCUGAUUUACCAAAUGUCCAAAAAAUGAAUGGAGAAUUUAGCUGUUUUUCAGAUGUCACAGGGCCUAAUUUCACACACACCCCCUUCAAAUGUAGUGAUGACUAAAAUUGGGGAGGAAGUAGAAAAAUGUUUGGGGUGGGCUUAACUGUAACAGCCAUAAUUUCAAAUUAAUAAUUUUUUUAACUUUGUAUUAUUUCUUUUUAGGUUGUUCCAAUUCAACAGAUUCUUCAAGUGGACACUCUGACUGGUAGUCGUGAUGCAGCUCUAACAUUCGUUACACAGCUGAAGCGCUUGGCUUUCUCAGUGUUUUCACGAUGUCGUAAGAGCUUACAGCUGAAUAUAAAUGCUAAAUCCUUAACAGGAUUUGGACCAGCUGCUAGACAUGAGGCUCUGUUUCGCCAGAGAGAGGUAAGAUUAACUUACCGGCAUCUUGCACAAGACUUAUUCUAGGUUUACAAGUACUCCAGAAAUAUAUCCAUGACUCCAACAAAGUUCUUAUAGGGAGUCGUUUUGGCUCCAGCUUUGGACCCAAAAAUGUUCAGCAGAAUUAUAUUUUCUACCAGCCACAAUUUUUAAACUGUUUGAAUCCUAGUGAAAGGAUACAAAGGUGUGUUGAAUAUGUAAAAUUUUCUUUCCAGCAGCUUCCCUAGAGUAGGCAUAAGGUAUGUCAUGUACGUAGCAUGAAGUGACUCUACAUUUGGAAAAAUGACUCCAUCAUUUUAGGAGGGGGACACAUCCUGACUUCAAAGAGUAAAGAGAUUUGUAAACCCUGAAUUAUUGGUGAACUUGAGCAAAGCAACCAAGCAAUAGACUAACUACACAAAAACAGACAAGAUUUAACUCACAAUACCAUGACAGAAUUAUCAACGUUAUGCUCAGGGUCUCUCUCUCUUUCUCAUAUCUUUCUCUUGCUCUUGGUUGUGCUCUGGGGAAAAGAAGGGAUGCCUUGGGAAUGAUUUUGUGGCGGUUUUUCAGUAACAGAAGAUGGAUCAAAAUGCACCACUUAUGAGCUCAUAGACCAAUCAGGUUAACCAUUCUAGUUUAAUGCUAUUGCAUGACAUGGAACAACUCAUUUUGACUUUGAUGAUGACUUCUGUAACAGUUGUUGUAAAUGUCAUUCACCGCCCACAUUCCUACUCUGGACAACACUAAACUUUCUCAUGUUAGUUUAUUUAGUUUAUUUAUUUAUUGCUCUCUCUGUCAAAGGGUUAUUGCUGUACAAAGGAAAAACUCAUGUACCUCAUUUUUGUAGGUGGAAAAUGCCAAAGUGUACUCUGCACCUUAUGUCUUGUGUCAGCCAAUACCUUUGCCACCAGUAGACACAGGAGAUGAGACUGCUGCAAGCUUGCUGGCUUCUGCUCAGAAUGCAUCUGUAUUGUAUUGUGGUUAUUGUCUCUCCCAUGAUGAUAACUACCUUCUUGCUGUUUGCACGGACAGUGUAGGAGAGUUGAUCGAAUCUUGUAUCAUAUCAGUUGAACCACCUCUAAGGCCUGACAACAGGCCACGGAGGACAGCAGCACGAACAAAGGCACUCAUAAAACUUUGGGAAUUUUGUCAAGGUGUUAUUGCAACAUCUCUUAUUCCUUGGAGGUUGGUGAUAACCAAACUUGGGAGGAUAGGCCCAGAGGAACUUAAAGGUGAGCAAAUUAUAUCCUGUUUUUCAGCCUUGGAUUACUUAUUAAUAAGUAGAUAACCUGAAAGGUACAUGGAUUCAGUAGCAGCUGAAUGCUUUCGCACUAUAAACAACAUGUUUACAUAUAUUUACAUUAAUUUUUAUAUUAUUACUUUUUGUUUGUAGACUGGAAAGAAAUACUGAGCAAGACGUCUGUGCUCGGUGGUGACCAGAUGUUUAAGGACACUUGCAAGUCUUGUUUCUCCAUGAAACACAAAAAUCGGCCGGCAAUAUUAGGAACCAGUCUUACUUCGCUGGAACCAGAGCCGUCAAUCAGACUAUACAUGGCAAGAGGUAAUUGCAAGGAUCAUACUUCAAAGUAAAUUGAAUGUCGUCUUUGUUAUCUGGUUACGGCUCCAAGUUAUAUGAUAGUGUGUCUGGUAAAUUUUGUUCAACUGCAGUAAUUGCACACUUAUUUUGACAAUUCUUUCAGUUCUAUAACCAGUUGAUUCAUAGUAAAUAAUAUAACAUAAUAUAUGUUACAGGUCAAAUUUGAUCUCAGGUUAAUUUUGAUUUAACCUAGGUCGACUCUCAAUUUAUGUUGUCCUCUAGCCGUAGUAGGCAAAGGAAAUCAAGGAUCAACCUAGGUUAAAAAUUUUUAACCUGAGAACAAAUUUGAUGUGUAACAGUGUUACAUGUAGCAAUAGGACAAUAGCAUGAUGAUGUCAUUUUAUUACAACUACCUACAUCCUUCAGUUUGUUGUUUUCUUCUGCAAAUUAGGGCUAUUGUUUUUUAAACCUCAGUGAGAUUGAGAAAAUUAAACAAGAAAGCAAAAGGAAAUGAAUUCUGGUAGUUGUAGUCAAAAUGUUGUCAUCAUGAAAAUGGCCUUUUGUCUCAACAAAUUCUCCUCGUCUUUGUAUUUCCAUCGUUACUACUUGCCUUUCUUGUACUCUUGCUGUGCUAUGCUACCAGGUCUUUUCCUCAAAGGCCAAAGACCUUGCUGGAGGCUUACUUUGGUUGAAACAUUGAACAUUUCUUUAAAUUUUGAAACCCUUUUUUUUCAGCUUUACCAAAGGUCACUGCCUUGUUUGAAGGAAGCAGCAACUCUCAAGUAUCUGUUGGCACUGUACCAAAACCAGAUGUAUCACAAACAUACAUUGCAGUAAUGCCAGUUUCAUCAAUGAAGUGUUCCAUUGGCAAAAUUUCCAACACCAAGUCACAUGCCUCACCUGACACAACAACUGAGACUGUUGUAACUGACACGGACAUUCUUUUGGCUGGAGUGGAUGAUGAUGAGAAUGAUCAAGACCCUCUGAGGCAUUUGUUUCCUUUGUUGAAUGCAUCACCACCUCCACUGUCUCCAACAAGCUGCAUGAUGCCAUCUCCACUGGAUUCCUCUCCUAUGCAGGGGACACCACCCUUGUCACGCCCACCAAAGCUUUCUGCUGCAUCACCUGCGAUGUCCGCACCCUCACCAUUUCAACCAAUUUCAAGACUUUCACCAUUUCAACCUUUACAUUCCACACCUUCACCGUCAAUGGCAAACACUACAACUGCAGAAUCCCAUGGGCAGGAAGGUGAAGACAGCCUUGCUGUCCCACAAGCGCAGGGGUACAUGAUAUCAACUGUGCAGACAGGAAAGAUGCCAGUGACGUUUUGGGCAAACUCUUCUCACUCAGAAACAAAUGAUCCUGUUAUGCUAAAGGUAAUGACUCAGUACAAUUUACUCUGUUGAAAUAAAUCUUGGUCAAAAGUGGAGACUGAAAUUCUUGUAGCAAACUAGAACAACAAUGUCUCUUGUAACAGAUGUCAUACAUGGGGUCACAUUACUUUCCUUUUUUGGUGAAGCUGUUAAUCAAAUCUUAAUUGACGUCAUUACCAUAGCUGUAACUAUAUUGGAUUUUAUUUCUUUCUCUGUUCAGGCUGCUCUUCACAUCCAUAAUCCAGACAUAAUGGAAGGAAUCAAUGGUUUUGUGACUUCGUGGCAUGCCCUAGCUACUAAGUCACCCUGUCAUGUGCUAAGGUUAGCCAAGUCUUCUUUUAACAUUUUGGGCAGUUAUUUUUAUGUUUCACCCAGUUUGGUGCCAAUUCCUACUGUUUGAAUUUUGACAAAUUUUCUGACACAGCUCCUUUAAUCAGGAAGAAACGUUUUAUAAUUGACAAGCCCAUCCUAUUACAGAUACAGUCAAACCCCUAUAUAAGUGGCUGGCCAGUUAUCAAAAUCCCCAAAUUAUUUUUUAAAUACUAUAGGUAAAACCCCUAUUAACCCUUUAAGCCUUAAGAGUGAUCAGCAUGAAAUUUCUUCUUGUAAUAUCAAUGCUUUAGAAAACAGAGUGGUCAUGAGAAUUGAGUACAUGAUCAGGGAAGAUGAGUCUAAUUGAUAUUUCAACAAAUUCUCCCCACUACCUCUAUUGAAAAAGGAUAGGGACAGUAAAUGAGAAUCUCAAUUUUGAUAUUAGGGUUUAAAAUGUUAAACGGCCACCCCUGUUAAGUGACCUUGGGCACCUUUUGGUCGUCCUGGUGAAGGUUUUUUAUUGUUUUUUACCCCUAUUAAGUAGCCACCCCAAAAUAAAUACGAGUGGUUUGGCUUUGUUUUUGAUAAGUUGAUGACAGAUAAGAGUGUGAAAUAGAAAGGGACAACUGAUAAAUACACGUUUAUUGUUCUCUUUACGUGAUAACAUGUGGCUAAGCAAUCAAACCAACCAUAAAAAUGCUCAAAAUAUAUGUGCAUACCUGGUUCAUGUUGAGACCUUGUCGCAGAAAUCUCUUAAAACUGGUAUUGUGCAAUUUUUGGACAUUUUGCAUGUAUUAUGUGCAAGAGAUGUUAAAAGUCUUUAACAUGCUUGCAUUUGAAUAAAUUGAUGUUUCAAGUAGGUUUCAGACCAAUUACUGAUGAACCCUUAUUAAAAUGUGUGGAUUAAUUGUGAGAAGGAAACUGAUGUUUGGUCACUGUUGGGUUAAUAUGGGUUUGACUGUAUGAUAUUAUGUUGAAAUACUGCUAAACAAAUGGACUGACAUAUGUGCAUAAUUAUUUUUAAAAUUAUUAUUAUUUUACUUAAAGGUCAAUACUACAGACAUAUGAUGCCCUGUCAUGGCUGACUGUGGAUCCUGUUUCCCGUGACAGACGUUCCUGUCUUCCUGUUCAUCUGUACAUGUUAUGCCAACUCCAUGACACACUUUCCGUUCUGUUGGAAAAUCAGUCUUCAUAGUUAUAAUUAGUACAAGAGCCAAGCUCGUGACACCAAGAGGUGUUAGUCAAAUGUUUAUUUUUAGUAAAAUGGAGCUAUUAAGUGCAACAUUUCCUGAGCUCUUAAAGAGUGUCUUAUUAUUUUGUGGUGGGAAUAGGGAUAAAAGGUCCAUUAUAAGUUUUUCAAGCCUAUAAAUAAUAAAUUAAUAUUAUUAAUUUAAUGAGACAGUACCUAAAAUGACUAUUCAAAAGAAGGAGUGAAUGUAUUCUUACAAAAUGCAUUUUUAUUUGUUGUAAGUUCUCAUCUAAGGAUUAGAAGUGUGUAUUAGGAAAUAGAAAGAUAAUAUCAUGGAAUUUCUUUGUACUUACAAGUAAAGUACUCUAAAUAUGUUGGUUUUCUCUCCAUCUGUUUAACAAUCUCCUCUAUUAUUAUUUACUUUGUUUAUUGUUAUUUAAAAAGCUCAGAGCUUAUUAAGGAAGGCAUUUUUUGUAUCAGAGGCUUUUUACAGGUUUAUCUGCUCUAGUUCCUUUUAGUACUACUAAAUAAAAGUAAUGUAUUCGAUAUUUUAUUUCCAUCCUGCUUUUGAGAACUUUGAAUCCGAUAGCUCACGGGUAGAAUUUGUCGUAUUACAAAGCUGCUAGAUUAUAGUAUUUCAGUUGUUGUCUUAAUUGUUUAUUAUGAGCUUUUGACUUUCAAUAACCAAAGAACAGAAGCGGUUUUGUCAGUGUGUACCUUCCUUGUGCUUUUUUUUCUCCUUCUAAAAUUUUACCUAAUAAUUUAAACACCUUUAGUUAGUUAGUUCUGAAUGGUCACUAACUGUAAAUGCUACAAUUGACUAAAAUUGCUCUAACUGGUUCCUUUGAUGAUAAUUAAGCGUCUUUGUCAUGUUAAUUACUUGGCACAGAAAUGACCUCAAGGGGAACAUUGUUCAAAUCAUAGUAUCUUUGGUCUCUCAAGAAGACAAAUGCCUGCUUAAAUAAGUAAAACAGUUACACAAGUGUAUUAAUUUUUUUAGGAUGACAGGUUUGGGUUGCAGCUUGUCAAUGGAUGUUGCACUGUUUUAGCUAAGAGAACUGUUGGAAAGUAUUUUAGAUCACAAGAAUUUUAUACCAAUUCUGAGAAUCUAAUAAGCUA